UCAAAACUUAAAAUGACAGGUGGUACAAUUGACAGGUGGUUCAAUUCUUGCAUACCACUAUUUUGUAACAAUAUUUAUGAUGCAAUAAGAUUUAGGUUUCCCGCAUUUUUUAGCCGACCCCCUGAACUGCGGCAUAAUUAGGGGGUCGUAUAAACUGUUUUUCGUGUGGGUUCAAAAGGGCCUAGCCCUUGCAUUAACCCCCUUUUUGGUGUGUCCUGGUACAUGCCUAUAUAAUCCCUCCAGUGAGGGGGGAUAAGUCAGUUGCAGGAUUAAUUUGCACACGAUAGAAAGCGAUAUAAAAUAUGGAUUCUUCAUUUAUUUUUUACAAUGGCCGUGACGGGGAUCGCACAGAAAGAACACUGCGGAGAAGCCAAGUAUCAGUCCAAAGACUGGCAAUGAUUUACAAGCUUGACGUUACAUCGGUGUACAUAACAGAGGAGUUCGGUUCCUCAGAAUUUCCGAAUCCGGAUGGGACGUUUGAUUGCCUUCGGGAGUCGCCUUCUGGCACGUAUUACCAAGUGGAGGGAGAACCACAUCAAGGCAUGACUCAGGUUAGAAACCUACCGACAUCAACGGUCAAUGACAUCGGCGCGUUUCGAAGGCCAACAAUGUUGCAUACAUCUUCGUCCACGAUGUCGCGUAAACGUGUAGGUGCGGCUGCGGAGAACUAUGUUUUAAAAGUUGUUCUGGCGGAUAUAGAGAACAAAAAAAUCGUUAAUCAGAAACGAAUUUCGUUUAUAACAAUAACGGAAGCAGAAGCAAGCGUCGACGCAAUCACGGAGAUGGCAAAAACACGAUUCGAAGAUCGAACGUUGGUGUUAGUGCAAGGAGGUGGUUUACGAUACGAGGACUCCGCAGCCACAAGAGGUGUGUAUAUAUAUAUUUGAAUAUGGACUGAAAAUUGUUUUUCCUCUUCACAGUUU
Molecule: messenger RNA, 923 nt
Organism: Hydractinia symbiolongicarpus
Lineage: Eukaryota; Metazoa; Cnidaria; Hydrozoa; Anthoathecata; Hydractiniidae
Exons: 3
Coding region: 303-887 (194 amino acids)
Source: RefSeq, a predicted model, not a curated record